ACGACUCCCAUUGUUAGGGCGGAGAGACAUGUAUCUUGUCAGAAUAUUCAUAAUCUUUGGUCAAGCACAGCAGCGAUGGGAAAACUGCAUUGGCUGGAAACAAGCUAUUUGUCAGUAAAUAAAACAAAACCCAAAGUAAGGUAUUAUGACGAACAGGGUUGCAAAAGUAUCACCCUGUUUUCUUGACUUGUCAGCACGCGACAUGUGACCAAUUGCAGCCACACGGAACUUGCUAGUAAGCCUGCUUGUAAAGUGUGUSUCCUAUGUCAGCAGUGUGUUGGCUUAGGUUAGGUCAGUCUGCUAUGCCCCCCUGCAAGAGAGGAGACAGACAGUGAGUGUGGUGGCCCCCUGCGUUGUUGGACUGUGUGGGUUAAUGAUUUAGUGCUGCCAGUCAUAGUCCUCACUGCUGAUCCUAACCAGGGAUGUGGCUUCAUCCACACAACAGGGACUAACCUCAGCUGCCACACAGGGACUAGCCUAACCACACAGGCAGGCAUUGACCACCGUUGAAGUCUGCCGUCACUGUUCAUUUAUUCCUAUAACCAUGGCUGACAGCAACACCAUCAGGCUCCGAGUCUUCUCCCUCAACUGCUGGGGUAUCCGUUACCUCAGCAAGCACUGUCGGGAGCGCUACGCCAUGAUCGGAGAGCUUUUGAGCAGAGAGGAGCAUGAUAUUGUCCUGCUGCAAGAGGUCUGGAGUGAAAAAGACUUCCUCUGCUUGAAAAGGAAACUUUCCUCUACCCAUCCGCACUCCCAUUACUUCAAAAGUGGAGUCAUAGGCAGUGGAAUGGCCACGUUCUCCAGACAUAGAAUCCAUGACGCAUUUCUCUACCGCUAUUCAUUAAACGGCUACCCAUACAUGGCCCACCAUGGAGACUGGUUUGGAGGCAAGGCUGUGGGGAUGGUCAAAUUAAACAUAGGCAGACUGGCAGCACACGUCUACGUCACACAUCUGCAUGCAGAGUACUGCAGGGAGAAAGACUCCUACUUACCUCAUAGAGUGGUACAGGCCUGGGAGCUGCAGCAGUUUAUUCGUCAUACCUCCAGUGGAGCAGACCUGGUGAUUUUGGCCGGAGAUCUGAACCUGCAUCCCCAGGACCUUGGCAACCGGUUGCUACGGACAUACACUGGCCUCCGGGACAGUUACACAGAGACUGCUAAGUUUGAUGGCUGUGAGGACGGCAUCACUUUUAUAGCAGAUAACCCUUUCAUCAAUCCCAAAGAGCUCUGCCCCUUCGAGAAGGGCAUCAGAAUAGAUUACAUCCUCUACAAGGGGUCAGGAAGAGUGUCUAUCCAGUGUGAGUCUCUGUCAACCACCAAGGGUUCUGUCCCUGACCAKCCYUUYCCUUACUCUGACCACGAGGCCCUUAGCGCAGAGCUGCAGCUGCAGACCCUGACCCAACAGGCAGGAGGAGACGAGACCAGAGAUGAGCAGGACUGUGCUGCAGGUAAGCUGGCUGAGCUGGUGGACAUUGUGACAGAGGCCCGUACUGAGGUGAAGGUGGGCCUGUACUGUGCUGAGAGGAUGCGCUACACGGCAGCUCGUACCGGGGUGAUGGGCAUGGCCCUGCUGCUGUUGGAGCUGGCCAUCGCUGCUGUUCCCUGGCUGGCCCUGGGAGCUGACCAGCCCUUCCCCCGGGCCUCCUUUUACCUACUGGGGGUGCUGUGCUUUGCCAUCCUGAUCACCACCUUCCUGCUCUACAUCUUCUACACCAUGGAGGUGAAGGCUCUACAGGGGGCAGAGGACCAGAUGAGGCUGGCUGUGGGGAGCCUCCAGGAGAGGCUUAGGGGAUUCCCCCUUGCCCAGCCUCUGAACCCCCUCUGUAGGCCACUGGACAGACAGGACCCCUACCCUCUGGAGCCAGAGGAAUAGAGGCAGGAGGAGGAGGAGGGGGGGGUAUAAAAUGAACUGUGAGGAACUGAUCUUAAAGAUGGAAUCUGCAGUAGGGGAAACAAUGCCCCAUGGCUGUUUUUGUUGAUGAAGCAGCGGUGGGGAGUGUCGAGGAUUAAGAUAAAAKAAAUUACAGUACAUAUGCAGCUGUUCUAUCGCGUAUUGAAUGAUGUCUGAUGGGGAAAAAGUGUUUGUAGUUAUUUGCUGUUGUAAUAUUGCAAAUGGACGUGGCAGUUUCACCUUUUAAGGAUACCAGCUUUAAAGCGGUCCUGGGACUCGUCUGUCUGCAUCGACUGAAUGUACUUUAUGCUAUUGAGGAUUCACUGCAGUAGAAGCAUGCAGCAUAAGGUUUGACUUAAUGAUUUGAACCAAAAGAAAAGGACAUUUCUUGAAGUGGUUUUGCUCAUGUGCUUAGCUGCUAUGUUUUGUGUAGUUUUAACUUUGUCCAUCUGUAAAUUCCACUCGACAAUCUUUGGAUUGCGCCGCACUUACUCAUCUUCCCUCUCGAACAAUGACAGCUUCUCGUGACAAUUGGCCAUGAGACAAUCGGGUGAUAAACGCAUUCUUAACGUACAUCUUUCCUAUAGUCCAGACCUGAGGAUUGCAUUGGCACUAGGAGGUUCCUCAGGUCUGGCUUGCAUUCCACCACUCAGGGUGUUGGUGGGACCAAUUCUUUCCUCUGUUUCAUGAAUUCCUUUUACAGUGUAUAGCAGCUUAGAGCCUCUUUAGCACAACUCAGGGACGAUGUAUGACGUCUGCUUUUAGUGGAGCCAUGUUUUGUUCAGUUGUUGUGAAUGUUACACGAAGUUCCAAAUUGAUCCGCCCAGCCCUUACACCCUAGGCACUCCUGUAGAUCUGAAAGGCUUGGAUAGGUAGAUGCAUUGCUGUAGUAGCUAUGUCUUCUGAUUGGAUGGGUGGAACUAUUACCAUAUUGCUUCCACCUAUCCAAAUCCUCUCAGAUCAGCAGGMGUGUCUAAGGAGUAGAGUCUUAAGGGUCCAUUUGGAAUUCAGCAUCCGAGUGCCCUGCAGGACAAGASCUCCUGUGACAUGGUCAGUUUCAAAUGGACUGUGGGCGACAAAGCACAGUUCCCCUUCUUGAGCUGUACAUUAGGCUUUUAUUUCGUAGACGUGUUGGGAGGAGAUGAUCAGAUCUCUUGAGCGGUGGCUGCACUGUCCCAAAGAGAGAGAUUUGAACGCAUUCGCUUGUCUUGUGUAGUGUUUUUUUAGAAACUUCAUUUUCUCUAAUGAUUUAUUUAUGACAUUAACAAAUAAUUUUGGUAACCAAUCAAUGCACACUUGUAAAGAGUCAUAUAGAGUAGAGAAGAUCAAGUUGUUUGAGUACCUGCACUUGAUUAGCAAGAUAAAGCUCUUAAUGUACCUACCUUGUAACUUACCUACCUUGUAAUUGAAUGUACUGUAAAACGAAGGCCGGUGCAACCAUUGCUGCAUAUGCAGAGAUUGUCAAUUUAAAAGCACAGAACUGUAACCCUGUCCGCUUCUUUCAGGGGUUCAGUUUAGUGCAAUUAAUGAUGGGAAAAGACUGAAUCAUUUGUAUUUUAUAUUACACAUAGAUACAUUCAAUUAUCUUCACAAAUGUGGGCUAGUUAAAUGUAUUUUGGCACUCCUUUGAAUCAUCUUGGUUAAAAUGGAACUCUAGCUAAUAUUGUAUAGUUACUAACAAUCCAUGAUAACAUUUCAGGCAGUAUUCAAUCCACUUGAUUAUAUGGAUUGUUAUUGACAAUUUGAAGUGAAAUGAUUAUAAAGGAAAUAAUAAAUCGUCUAUACUAAUA
Salvelinus sp. IW2-2015 is the source of this 3681-nucleotide messenger RNA. The record is from RefSeq and is a predicted model, not a curated record. Lineage: Eukaryota; Metazoa; Chordata; Actinopteri; Salmoniformes; Salmonidae.